ACAGUUACUGUGCGAUGUUUGUUGCUGUGCAAUACUAUGACAGGGUUUAGGGAAAGGAGACGUCAAGUUUGUGUACUGUGUGUCCUUGCCUAUGAUAAGAUAUGUAAGUCACUUAGAGUUGGUAUUAACAUGGGAGAAAAACCUUGAAGUAACUUGCCAUGUAUUCAGGUGUGAAAAACAACCUGCCCUACUUUUUUGGUGAAAAGAGAUUCUCCAAGCCAGAGAUGGAAGCUCUACAGUUUGACCCACGCAAGAAGACCCUCUCCCUGACCAAGACAGAACUGCCAGCCAUCAUAGACAAACAUGAGGUCAUAGUCAGAGUGACUUACGCUGGAGUCUGCGGUACUGACCUUCACAUCAUGGAUGGCUCAUUCCCAUGCCGUGGUGACCGAGCAUUUAUCUUAGGCCAUGAGUUCUGUGGCGUAGCAAGCUCCAUCGGAGCAGAAGUGAAACACAUCAAGCGAGGAGAUCGAGUGGCAGUGGAUCCCCAGAGCUCAUGUGGCACUUGUUGCUACUGUACGAGUGGACGUUACCAUCAGUGCCCCAGUGGAGGUCUAAACACCACUCUUGGGAUCUUCAACAACGGAGGCUGGGCUCAGUUUUGUAAAGUUCCUGCCAAACAGGUCUACCGGCUGCCAGAGGCAAUCACGUUUCAGCAAGCUGUACUGAGCGAGCCACUGUCUUGUGUGUGCCAUGCAUGGGACCUGGUGUCUCCACUGCCGAUAGGUUCCUCUGUUCUUGUGUGCGGUGCUGGCAUCAUCGGUAACCUCUGGACAUGUGUCUUGCAUCACACAGGCCAUCGUAAUGUCACAAUAUCAGAACCUUCAACGGUACGUCGCACAUUCAAUGAGCGGCUCAACACAGGUUUCAAGUGCUGCAGUCCAGAUGAACUAAAAGCCGUGAAGGCCAGCAACCCUCAGUGGGGUGUAGACCUCUGUGUGGACUGUAGUGGCAAUGGUCGAGCGAUUGAAGAAGCUGUCUCUCUGCUCAACCCUUGUGGCAAACUGUGUAUCUUUGGCGUGGCUUCUCCAAAUGAGAAAAUUAGCAUUGCACCAUUUGAAAUCUUCAGAAAAGAACUGACUAUUUUCGGUGUUACAAUCAACCAGUUCAGCUUCCAGAAAGCCCUCAGCCUCAUCCAAGCUAUGGGAGCUAGCUAUCUGGAUUAUGAGAAGCUUGGAAUUCAGGUAUUUCCACUUGAUAAGUACCAGGAAGCAUUUGAUGCUCUCAGGAAAGGGCUGAUCUCUAAGGCCAUAUUCAAGUUAACACCAGGACCAGACUGAUCAUGAAGAUGUAAAACCCCGAUCUACUGCCAUCUGUACUGAAAAAAUACUCCCAAGAACUAAUUUGUUGCAUAAUAUAACAACAGGUGGAAAAUAUUUAAAAAAAAAAGCAAUUUGGUUUCUUGAUAUUAGAUUUUUGUAAAGUGUAAAAUAAUUAUUACUGUAAGUUUAAUACAAUAAAAUUUUUAACCAGGUA
Messenger RNA from Homalodisca vitripennis (glassy-winged sharpshooter), 1476 nucleotides. RefSeq names its product D-arabinitol dehydrogenase 1-like. The coding region runs from base 159 to 1280 and encodes 373 amino acids. Gene Ontology annotation, molecular function: oxidoreductase activity; zinc ion binding. The transcript has 8 exons. The record is from RefSeq and is a predicted model, not a curated record. Lineage: Eukaryota; Metazoa; Arthropoda; Insecta; Hemiptera; Cicadellidae.